UGAUAUCACAGAGGUCAUCACAGCUGAGUAGCCCAGGGGGACCUGGGUGGUACUCGGGGGAGGGAAAGGAUGUGUCUCCCCCCGCCCAACCUCCCAUGACUGUGGUGAAGUCCAUCGAGGUGGUGCUGCCCCAGGAUGCAGUCUACCUGGCCGGUUCGAACAUAGAUGGGCAGGUGGUCCUCAUCCUCAACAGUACCCUCGUGGACCCUGUUGUGAAGGUGGAGCUCGUGGGUAGGGGUUACGUUGAGUGGAACGAAGAAAUUGGACAGAACCGCGAUUAUAGCAGAGAUGUUAUUUGCAAUAAUAAGGCAGAUUACGUACAUAAAACAAAGACAUUCCCAAUAAAAGAUAAUUGGUUAAGGGCAGGCAGCCACACCUUUGACUUCCAUUUCAACUUGCCUCCCAGGCUCCCGUCCACCUUCAACAGCAAGAUUGGCCACGUCUCCUACUUCCUGCAGGCCCUGUGCAUGGGCCGGGAGCAUAUCCUGGCCAAGAAGAAGCUGUACUUGCUGGUCCAAGGGAUUUCUGAAUUCCGCCAGCGGAACCUAAUCCAGAACCCCCUGUUGGUGGAAGCCGAGAAGAAGGUAUCCUACAGCUGCUGUAGCCAGGGCUGGGUAAAGCUGCAGGUACAGAUGGCCAAGAACACCUUCGUGCCGGGCGAGAAGGUGACCUUCACGUCGGAGAUCCGCAACAACACGGGCAAGUACAUCAAGACGGUGGUGUUCGCCCUCUACGCCCACGUGCAGUACGAGGGCUUCACGCCCAACGCCGAGCGGCGCCGGAGGGCAGACAGCAGUGAGCUGCUCCGGCAGGUGGCCAACGCUCGCAUCCCAGCCUUCAACAGCACCACGGUGGUCAGUGCCUUCACCUUGCCCCUGGUGUUGUCCGUGAGCAACGGCUCCCAGGAGAAUGAGCUCAUGCAGACCAGCUAUGAGCUUGUAGUGACUGUCCACCUCCCCUGGUCCUUGUCAACUGUCAAAGCCCGGCUCCCCAUCAUCAUCACCAGCACCAGGGAAGACCAGGCCAACUGCCCCCAGGCGGAUGAGUCACCAAACGAGGAUCAACGGGUUUGAAUGCCGGAACUUUAAAUAUUAAAAGCCUAUUGUAACUCUAA
This is a messenger RNA of Peromyscus maniculatus bairdii (prairie deer mouse), 1114 nucleotides long. It is a transcript of the gene Arrdc5, whose product is annotated as arrestin domain containing 5. Gene Ontology annotation, cellular component: cytoplasm; endosome; plasma membrane. Gene Ontology annotation, biological process: protein transport. Lineage: Eukaryota; Metazoa; Chordata; Mammalia; Rodentia; Cricetidae. The record is from RefSeq and is a predicted model, not a curated record.